Aspergillus ruber CBS 135680 is the source of this 1231-nucleotide messenger RNA. Its product is annotated as putative ubiquitin conjugating enzyme (UbcC). The transcript is spliced from 3 exons. The record is from RefSeq and is a predicted model, not a curated record. The coding region runs from base 286 to 942 and encodes 218 amino acids. Gene Ontology annotation, molecular function: ubiquitin conjugating enzyme activity. Gene Ontology annotation, biological process: proteasome-mediated ubiquitin-dependent protein catabolic process; protein polyubiquitination. NCBI's taxonomy places the organism in Eukaryota, Fungi, Ascomycota, Eurotiomycetes, Eurotiales, Aspergillaceae.
ACCCUGUAUGCAUGGAGUACUCCAUACUACAGAUAUCCUACGGUACUCUAAGCGGUAUGCUCGUAAUUUGUAUAAAAAUCUGCUCCAUCGCCACUAUCCGCCAUUCCUACUAAAAAGGGUAAGGCUUACUGAUUCCCUCCGUUAUCGUUAUCAGCCACCACCAUUACCACCAUUCUGCCUCUGCCACUACUGCCACCACCACCACCUUUCUUCUCCCUUUCCACGACCAUUGACAAGGGCAGUUUCAAUUUGUUUUCUCUGUUACACAGAACAGCGCAGGGAAUCAUGGCGGAGCGCAUUCUCAUGAACGAAUACAAAUCCCUGUCGCAGGAAGACUGGGUUAAUAUCGAUCUUCAAAAUGAAGACAUUUUCAAUUGGAAAAUCGGUCUCAUCGUUCUCAAUCCCGAAUCCAUGUACUACCGCGGUUACUUCACGGCUACUAUGAAGUUCCCCAGGAACUACCCCUAUUCCCCGCCUGAAUUCCGCUUCCUCCGUCCCCUCUGCCACCCCAACAUCUACUCCGACGGCAAGCUCUGCAUCUCCAUCCUCCACCCGCCCGGCGAAGACGAAAUGUCCGGUGAACUCGCCUCCGAACGUUGGUCCCCCGCACAACGCGUGGAAUCUGUUUUAAUCUCCAUCCUAUCCCUGCUCGAUGAUGCAGAAGUCUCCUCCCCAGCAAACGUUGAUGCUGGCGUCCUACUCCGCAAAGAACCCGAAACAUACAAAGCCAUUGUCCGCCGUCAAGUCGAAGAGUCAAAGAAGGAUAUCCCCGAAGGCUUUGUUAUGCCUACACAUGAGUCGACUAUGCGGACGAAUUCCGUGGACAAAGUGGACGAUGAGGACUUCUGGGCCGACAGUGAUGUGGACGACGAUGUAUUUGGGGGAAGUGACUCGGAUGAGGACCUUGAUUUCGACGGGCAGGAGACGAGUGAUGACGAGUGAUUUCUUUUCUAUCUGUUAUAUUAUUUAACAUUUUAUGUUUGGCAUCUUGGUGGGUAUUUGAUGGGUGGGUUUGUUAUUUUCAGCAUAGCGCAGGCGCACCCGGAGCUUAGGUUAUAAUAUACAUAUUCCGAUCUCGUACAUUGCUCAUUAUUUAUUCCAGGGCUUUUAAUGGAACCAAUACACACUGCAGGCCUUGACACAUUGCAUCUUGUAUCGAUAUAGUUGAGAACUGACAUAAUUCAUUAUCAAACCACUCAAAGCAUAUCCAUCAAUGUUAUUGAUAUACCAG